This is a messenger RNA of Mangifera indica (mango), 485 nucleotides long. RefSeq lists its product as uncharacterized. Lineage: Eukaryota; Viridiplantae; Streptophyta; Magnoliopsida; Sapindales; Anacardiaceae. Bases 80 to 328 code for a protein of 82 amino acids. The record is from RefSeq and is a predicted model, not a curated record. The transcript has 2 exons.
UCUUGCGGUUUUAACAUCCAACAUAAAUCAAUUCUUGAACAAGCAACUAAAAUUCACGUUUAUCUCUUUAACCUUCAACAUGAAUUCACAAACAAGGAGGGAGGUGGAAACUACAACUGCACAAGGUGGAGUUGAGGGAGGUGAGAGAAGGGUGGAAACAACUAGUUAUGAAUCAUCAGCGGGGCAAGGGCAACAAGUGAGGAGUGUGGAGGUGGUUCACCAGCCCCAUCCCCGGAAGAGUCCCAACACUAGUGGCGGUGUCUUGGAGGGUGCUGCUGCCGCCGUGGAAACCACUCUUCAAUCUGCCAAGGAAGCCAUCUCAAGAUAAAUAAAUAACCUUCCCAAUUACAUUUGAGAGAGAAUUUCUUCUCGAAUGUUGUUGACACUGUACUAAUUAUUUAUUAUAAUAAGCUUUGCUCUGUUUUUUCAUCAUUAAAUUCAUCAUCAUACAAAUGAAACGGCGUUAAUUGAAAAGCCUGCGUCUA